AUAAAACUCAUUUUUCUCUACUCCCACAUUAAAUCCAAUUUUUUGGUCAAUAAGAUAAUAUUGAUUAGAUCCAAACCAGUCCAGUCCAGCCGUAGGCAGCAAGCAGAUACCGAAAAUGGAAUCAGAUGGAGAUGAUGGACAGCUGCUGAGCAGAAGGGCUGAGUGGUGUGACGUGACCCCUCUCCCUCAAGAUGAUGGUCCCAACCCAGUAGUCCCCAUAGCCUAUAAGGAAGAAUUCCGGGAAACAAUGGACUACUUUCGAGCCAUCUACCAAGCUGAUGAGCGCUCCCCUCGUGCCCUCCGUCUCACUCGCCAAGCCAUCCUUGUCAAUCCUGGCAAUUACACCGUGUGGUAUUUUAGGCGACAAAUACUCCAGACCCUUAAUGCUGAUUUGUACGAGGAACUGGAUUUCCUUCAAAAGAUCGCCAGUUCUAAUUCGAAGAACUAUCAAUUGUGGCAUCAUCGGCGGUGGGUUGUUGAGAGAUUGGGAACUGAUGCUAGAGCCAGGGAACUUCAACUCAUUAAGAAGAUACUAUUGCUUGAUGCCAAAAAUUAUCAUGCCUGGUCACAUAGGCAGUGGGUGCUUCAAGCAUUAGGAGGCUGGGAAGACGAACUAGAUUACUGUCAGAAUCUUCUUGAGGAAGAUAUUUUUAACAAUUCUGCUUGGAAUCAGAGAUAUUUUGUUGUAACUAGAUCUCCUUUCUUGGGAGGCCUCAAAGCCAUGAGAGAGUCUGAAGUUAGAUACACUGUGGAAGCCAUUUUGGCCAGGCCUGACAAUGAGAGCCCAUGGAGGUACCUCAGGGGUCUUUACAAAGACGACAUUGAGGUUUGGGUUAAUGAUCCUCAGGUCUCAUUAGUAUGUUUGAAGGUAAUUACCACCAAAGGCAAUUAUGUUUUUGCUCUGAGUAUGCUUCUGGAUCUUCUAUGUCAUGGUUUUCAACCAAGCCAAGAGUUCAGAGAUGCUGUAGAUGCUCUGUGGACUUCAGACACUCACCCACUAGAUUCUGACCUCGGAAAAGCAAUUUGUUACAUCUUGGAGCACGUGGAUUCUUUGAGAGCAAGCUAUUGGAUGUGGCGCAAAAGCAAGCUUCCCUUGGCAGCCUGAUAAUUGAUGGAAAAUGGGAUGAACGUUGGAUUGGUCAGUAGAUUUCAAUCAAACUCAGGAUUUGCAAGCAGUCCAAAGGAUAUUACGUUAAAGGAACUAUUAUAAUUGAACAGCUAUUGCGGUUCAAACUUGAACCUAUUGGCUAUAUAGCAUGCUGAUUAUGGAGGUGAUUUAGAUGAGCGCAAGUCAACUUCAGGCUAUGCAUUUUUGCUUAUUGGUGGUGUUAUCUCUUGAAGCAGCAAGAGACAAUCUUGCAUUGCUUCAUUCACUAUGGAGGUAGAAUUUAUAGCAUGUUAACCUUUUUGUUUCAGAAAAAAAAAAAAAAAAAAACCAUGCAUGCAGGUGCGAGGAAAAAUACAAUUCGCUUGAAAAAAGUGGUAUUCUAGGCCUAAUAUAGAUGCUGUUGUAGUUUUGUUUUACUGGUAUAAACCAACAUGGUUAUGGUUAUAUUGUUUUCGGAAUUCUUAAUUGUGCAUUAAUUACCUGAAAAAUAUAUAGUCAUGUUUGUUUUAAAA
Molecule: messenger RNA, 1620 nt
Organism: Durio zibethinus
Lineage: Eukaryota; Viridiplantae; Streptophyta; Magnoliopsida; Malvales; Malvaceae
Gene: FTA
Product: farnesyltransferase A
Biological process (GO): protein farnesylation; protein geranylgeranylation
Cellular component (GO): CAAX-protein geranylgeranyltransferase complex; cytoplasm; protein farnesyltransferase complex
Molecular function (GO): CAAX-protein geranylgeranyltransferase activity; protein farnesyltransferase activity
Source: RefSeq, a predicted model, not a curated record